UUAUUAGUUUAAUAAAUCCUAGGUCUCAAUCACCUAAAUUUUAAAGUGGGAUCUGAUGACAUUAAAAAUUUGAUUUCUAUAUUAGGUGCAUAUUUCAGUACUCAAACUAGAAGCUUUAUUGUUGUAACUAAUUAUUCAUAUUCAACUUCAGCUACGCAAUUCGUAAUUCUUGGAAUCUUAAGCUAUUUCUCGUUGUAUUUGUCUUAACUUGAGCUAUGUAAUUUUACCUAAUUUUAUCUGCUAUUUUUUAUUCCUUACCAUUCUAUUCUGGGUUCUAAUUGCAGAGACGAAGAGAAAUUGAUUAGAAUGAUAGUGAAAGACAUCUCUGAUGCGCUAAGUGGGUCGCCUUUUCCAGAGGCUGUUAUAGAGAUCCCAAACGAGCCAAUAAUGGAGAACCAGCCAUCAACCCAACGCAAGUUGCAGCAGAUACUUGAUUGCAUAGAUGAUCCUGAUCCACGUUUUGGCAUCAUUGGAGUAUAUGGCAUGGGGGGAGUGGGUAAAACCACCUUGGCUAAAAAAGUAAACAAUCACUUUGAAAAAGACAAGGUCAGAGGAUUGGAGACACCUUUUGAGACUGUGAUAAUGGUCACAGUGUCUGCCACUCCCAAUAUACAAAGCAUACAAAACGAAAUCGGUGAUCGACUCGGAUUAAGAGAUAAUAGGGUUAAUGCUUUGUUCAAAGCACUAAAGAAAAAGAACUUUCUGUUAAUUUUUGAUGAUGUGUGGUGCAAAUUAAAGCUCGAGGAUAUAGGAAUCCCUCACCCUCGAACCCACAAAGGGUGCAAGAUCCUUCUCACCAGCCGGAGUAAAGAUACCUGCACUGAUAUGGGUGCUAGAAAAACAAUACAAAUUCAUCCCUUAUCUGAAGCUGAAUCAUGGAACCUCUUUUGUGAAGUAGCUGGUGAACAUGUUGCUACCGAUGGUAUAAAGUGUUUUGCUGAAAAAGUUGUUGGAAGGUGUAAGGGUCUCCCUCUUGCAAUUGUCACUGUUGCUUCUGCAAUGGCAAACCAAUUUGGUGUCGGGGAGUGGGCAAAUAUGGUAAAGGAAAUGGAGCAAUCAGCCUCAGAGAUCCGAGGUAUGAAGGAAGAAGUAUUUAUUCCUUUAAAAUUCAGUUUUGAUAGAUUGGAGAACGAUAUGCUUAGGAGUCUAUUUCUUUAUUUUUCAUGUUUCCCUGAAGACUAUGACAUAGGGGAAGAUGAAAUGUUAAAUUAUUUGGUUGAAGAGGGAUUAGUAGAUAAUUUAGGUGGUCUGAUAGCUGCAAGGAAUAAAGGUGAGGCUCUGAUAAGAGGCUUGAAAAUUGCCUGUAUGUUGGAACGUGGAAGGUUUGAACGUACUGUGAAGAUGCAUGAUGUGAUAAGAGAGCUUGCACUUUGGAUUACAUCUUCGCCCAAGUUCUUAAUAAGUAGUGGUGAAUCAGUUAAAGAGGCACCACAGGUUCAUGAGUGGGUGAAUACAAGAAGGAUUUCAUUAAUGUAUACCCAAAUAGACAAGUUUCCUGAGUUGGGAGAGAGGUGUCCAAAUCUAACCACUUUGCUAUUGAGGCAGAUUGAGAUCUGCAUUAUUAUUCCCCCAUCAAAUUUCUUGCAACAUAUGGAUCAUCUUAUCGUACUUGAUCUUUCCUACAGUUUAUUGGAAUCUCUACCAGAUUCAUUGUCAUGUUUGGUGCAUCUUCGGGUGCUUAGGUUACAGGAUUGUCGUUGCUUGAGAUCAUUGCCGGCACUGGGAAUGCUCCGACAGCUCCAAGUUUUAGAUUUGAAUUGGUGUAUUGGAUUAGACCAGCAAAUCCUUAGAGCACGAGGAGGAGGAGAAGGAGAACCAUUUGAUCAACGCCCGGAAGGUUUAAGUAAUUUAAGAUACUUGGAUGUGACACAUUCCACAGUUUCUAUUCCAGUGGGGCUAAUAUCUCAUUUGCACAAAUUGGAGGAAUUGAAAAUGCUGGGAGCAAGAAAAAUAAAAUGGAGGGUGAUUAGUAAUGAUGAUGAUGAUGAUGAUCAAGAUCAUGAAAAAUGGGAUGAGAAGGAGGACGAGAGAAAAAGUGGGUUAUCUACUAGUGACGAUAUUCAUGACUACUCCAUCAUUGUUCUUGAUGUGGAAGAGUUGUCCUACUUGACCAAGUUAACAUCUCUUUCUAUUCGGUUCAAAGGUAUCAUUAUUUCUCAUUGGUUCAAAUCUUUGGCAAAACAGAUUAGGGAAUUGGAGCUGAAACGUUGCAAAUUUGUAAAACAAGAAGCUCUACAAGCUCUCAAUUAUGAUUCCCCAAAUCUACGGGACUUGAGAAUCAAGGAUUGUGAGGGUGUGACAUGCAUGCGCACUGCUGCUGCAGUAACUAUAUUAGAAAACUGUAAAGAUUUGGAGGAGGUUUUCGAUGGACCCAGCCAUAGUAAAGAUUUGGAGGAGGUGGUGUUUAAUGGGGAUGAGCUCUACGGCCACUAUGACAUCUUUGGGAGUUUAAAGCUCAGAAGAUUGCCAAAAUUGAAAAGGAUAUGCUUUGGUCAACUAACGAAUAUAUUAAUAGAUCAAUGCAAUAGCUUGAAGAUUGUCUUCACCAAGGAAAUGCUACACUUGUUAAACAAAUUGGAUAGACUUGCAGUUAACAAUUGUGAAAGAGUAGAAGGAAUAAUUGAAGAAGAAGAAGAAGAAGGGCGGAAUAGUUCCCCUAACAUCUCACCCUUCCCAAGACUGAAGACUUUAUAUCUAGGAGACCUACCAACUCUACAUGACUUGUGCAGCAACCACAUCUUGAAUUGCCCCCUUAUAGAGUCAGUGACGGUGCAAAACUGUCCCAGGUUAAAUAAGGAUCCUCUCAACAUUCGAAACCUGGAUGUGUUACUUGUCUUGGACAAGAAGAACUGCCAUGGGGAACGUUGGUGGGUAAAAGGAGAUGAAGUAGUCAUUGAAGAGGAGAUCCAAGCUUAA
Macadamia integrifolia is the source of this 2916-nucleotide messenger RNA. RefSeq names its product disease resistance protein RPS2-like. The coding region runs from base 307 to 2916 and encodes 869 amino acids. NCBI's taxonomy places the organism in Eukaryota, Viridiplantae, Streptophyta, Magnoliopsida, Proteales, Proteaceae. The transcript has a single exon. Gene Ontology annotation, molecular function: ATP hydrolysis activity; ADP binding. The record is from RefSeq and is a predicted model, not a curated record.